This is a messenger RNA of Ogataea polymorpha, 1893 nucleotides long. RefSeq lists its product as uncharacterized. The transcript has 2 exons. Gene Ontology annotation, molecular function: myo-inositol:proton symporter activity. Gene Ontology annotation, biological process: transmembrane transport. The record is from RefSeq and is a predicted model, not a curated record. The coding region runs from base 1 to 1836 and encodes 611 amino acids. Lineage: Eukaryota; Fungi; Ascomycota; Pichiomycetes; Pichiales; Pichiaceae. Gene Ontology annotation, cellular component: membrane.
AUGUCUUCUGAAAAGAUUUUGGACUCACCAGAUGAAUCUCUGCUCCAGGAAUUCAAUGUCCUCAGCAACUAUUCUGAGGAGCAAGUAAUGGCCAUGGGACGAAACUAUGCCCUAAAAUAUGACCUCGACCCGGAGCUAUUCAGCCGUGCCGCGGCUGUUGCUCGGUCCCCCAACAGAUUCAACUCGAUGGAGUUCCUCAGCGAAAGCGAAAAAGAGGCUCUCUACGAGGAAAACCACCAUCCUUGGAGGUUGUCGGGCCAGUUGUACUGGCUGAUUAUCAUGGCCUCGCUAGGUGCUGCCGUUCAAGGUAUGGACGAGACCGUCAUUAACGGUGCGCAGCUAUACUACCCUAGCGAAUUCGGCAUCGACAAUGGAACUGACCGUGACACCUGGCUGGUGGAUACCGAGAGAAAUACAUGGCUGAUAGGGCUAAUCAACUCUGCGCCGUAUCUGUGCUGCUCAACCAUUUCGUGCUGGAUGUCUGACUGGCUCAACGAGAGGCUUUCGAGAAGAGGCACCAUUUUCUGGACCUGUUUCGUCUCUGCCAUCACGUGCAUCUGGUCUGGCUUGACGAACAAUUGGUGGCAUCUGUUUAUUUCUCGGUUCUUUUUAGGGUUUGGCAUUGGCCCCAAAUCGUCUACAAUCCCCGUUUACUCGUCUGAAUGUGCUCCGCCCAAGAUCCGCGGCUCGCUAGUGAUGAUGUGGCAGGUGUGGACCGCGUUUGGUAUAAUGUUCGGCUAUGUGAUGUCUCUGGCAUUUUAUAGAGUUCCUUCGCACUCCAUACACAAGGGCCUUGGCUGGCGGCUUAUGCUUGGCUCGGCAGCACUGCCGGCAAUAUUGGUGAUGCUCCAGGUCUGGUUCUGUCCGGAGUCGCCAAGAUGGCUCAUGGGCAAGGGACGGCACCGUGAGGCCUUUGAAGCAUACAGCCGCAUCAGAAAGUCGCCGCUCCAGGCCGCCAGAGACACCUUCUACACACAUGUGCUGCUACUGGAGGAGAGCUCCUACGAGGUGCCCUUCUGGACUAAAGUCAAGGAGAUAUUCACCGUGAGAAGAAAUAGAAACGGGGUCGUUGGUGCCUGGGUGGUGAUGUUCAUGCAGCAAUUUUGCGGCAUCAACGUCAUUGCAUACUACUCGUCGUCGAUCUUCAAAGAAUCGGGAUUUUCCGAAAGAGACGCGCUGCUAGCUUCGUGGGGGUACGGCAUGAUCAACUGGGUGUUUGCCCUGCCGGCUUUUUUCUCGAUUGACAGGUUUGGCCGCCGCACGCUGCUUCUUUUCUCCUUCCCGCUCAUGUCCGUCUUCCUACUUCUGGCAGGCUUUGCGUUUUGGAUCCCCGACGAGAAGGCCAGGGUGGGGGUCAUCGCCCUGGGCAUCUACUUGUUUACAAUCGUCUACGCUUCUUCCGAGGGGCCUGUGCCAUUCACGUACUCUGCAGAGUGUGCUGCGCUGUAUGUGCGUGACGUUACGAUGUCGUUUGCUACUGCCACUUGCUGGUUCUUCAACUUUAUCUUAUCUCUCACCUGGCCGUCACUGCUGAAGGCAUUUAGCCCGCAGGGUGCAUUCGGGUGGUAUGCGGCGUGGAACAUGGUAGGGUUCUUGCUUGUCCUGUGGCUGCUACCUGAAACCAAAGGCCUUGCAUUGGAGGAGCUGGACGAUGUGUUCGAUGUGCCGUCGUACAAGCACGCAGCGUACCAGACCCGGCAUCUGGCAAACUGGGUCCAGCGGACGGUUUUGCGCCGGGACAUACCGAAGAUAGAGCCUUUGUACCGGCAGCAGCGUGUGGCAGUGCACAACCAGGAGUGGGUGGAGAUGAAGCACGAAGGUGAGCACAUAGAGUAGAGACAUUACCUCAUGUUUAGCCUUAAAAUAGAAUUAAGCAAUCUUUGCUGCGUCAUG